UCACGUCCUCAUGCUAAAUCGCUCCAAUUGCCGACUUGAGGCCGUGAAAUUUGAGAAACAGGCUUAUGUAGUUAUGAAACCUGAUACGUCUCGAUUCCCGUGUCAAGCAUAAACUGUUAUUUCAAGCAAGAAGCGUUUCCAUCCAGAAAUUUUCUUUCCCAGGAAAAUUCAAUUGUCCCUUACGUAUCUCACCAGCAAUGACUAACCAGACAAACUUAUCAUCCAACGAAUCUCCCACUGCUGCUGCAUGUGAUGUUGAUACAAGAUAUUAUCCUCAUUUCUUAUUGAUACCUGCUGCAAUGAUUCUGACAAUUUUGGCGUUUUUGCGACGAAGAAAAAGUUACAAGAAAGAUUUUUGGGGAGGUCGACCAGGACUCGUUAUCCCUGUUGAUUUCCUUGGUAUUGAUCAUGACCGACUUGCCACCAUGUUUGUGUUUGGAGCUGCUACUGAAUCAAUCAUUACGCUAGUCACAAAGUUUGAAAUUUCAGGUUCAAACGGUUGGGAAAAAGCGUUCCUUCUCUUCGGCAUUGCAAUUGAAUAUGCUGUCAUUUAUUAUCCCUACUUUGCUUGCCUGACGACGUAUCACAAAAUUUGGUGCAAUGAUGGGUCUUCCAUAUUGUAUAGUCAAUUUUGUGUAACUUUAACACAAACGUUUCAGAGAUGUCAGAAUAAUUCUUCGACCUACAUCGCAUUAUUCGUAUUGAUGAUUUUGCCAAUAGUGAUAAGCAAUCUGUUUCCUGGGCAAGUUCAUAUUCGAUUUUAUCGGGAAAUUAAAGAAUAUGGAAUCUUCGGAGUAAAGCUAUUUUCCCGCGAUGAUGAAAGUUCGUCUCCACAAGUGAAAUUGCUCAGACCUUGGUUGAGGGAACACGUGAAGAACAUUUUCAAACCAAAACCUCGUCAAUAUUCAAGAAUAAAGUUUUUUCUGAGGAAAGUUUACAAUCCCGAAAAAGAUUUUAAGUUUUCGACUGAAACUCUCUCUGUGAUGAUGAUCUGCGGCAUUCUGCUUUAUAAUGGUUGUGUAAUAUGUGUUUUUUAUAUGUUCUUUCUACGCAAGUAUAACCAACCGGGCAAACAGAAAAUUCUACUUGACCCCGCUUUGCGUUCUUGCAUCUAUUUGUCAAGUGUGCUAUUGAGAGAAAUUGAGAAAACAAAACCUUCGGAUGCUUUAGACGAAGCAAUUUUGGAUUUGUCACGUGGGAUUAUUGGUUCAUCAUUGGCUAGUGCAAUCCUCACGACUGUGAUCUGUGCGCUUUCCCUCAUUCUUUUCAUGGAAAAUCAUAAGAAUAACAUGCUGAGAAUGUUCAGAGGGGAUAAAUCGUUCAUCGCUAAGAACAUAAGCGUGUCUCAGUUUAUGGUUGGAAAAGGACUUCGAUAUCAUAGUUUUCAAAUUGGAUACUUUUUGUGGGGUAGGUGUUAGUUGAUUAUGCAUGAUAAGUAUGUUAUACCAUCAAAU
Messenger RNA from Dendronephthya gigantea, 1454 nucleotides. RefSeq names its product stimulated by retinoic acid gene 6 protein-like. NCBI's taxonomy places the organism in Eukaryota, Metazoa, Cnidaria, Anthozoa, Malacalcyonacea, Nephtheidae. Gene Ontology annotation, biological process: vitamin A import into cell. The transcript is spliced from 16 exons. Gene Ontology annotation, molecular function: signaling receptor activity; retinol transmembrane transporter activity. The coding region runs from base 198 to 1418 and encodes 406 amino acids. Gene Ontology annotation, cellular component: plasma membrane. The record is from RefSeq and is a predicted model, not a curated record.